This is a messenger RNA of Gamsiella multidivaricata, 1725 nucleotides long. RefSeq lists its product as uncharacterized. The transcript has 2 exons. Bases 1 to 1725 code for a protein of 574 amino acids. The record is from RefSeq and is a predicted model, not a curated record. Gene Ontology annotation, biological process: regulation of transcription by RNA polymerase II. Gene Ontology annotation, molecular function: DNA-binding transcription factor activity, RNA polymerase II-specific; RNA polymerase II cis-regulatory region sequence-specific DNA binding. NCBI's taxonomy places the organism in Eukaryota, Fungi, Mortierellomycota, Mortierellomycetes, Mortierellales, Mortierellaceae. Gene Ontology annotation, cellular component: chromatin.
AUGGCCGGAUCCCAGCCAGGCAAUAUGACAUCCAUCUUUCAGUCCGCACCGCUCGCAUGCACCACAGUGACACCGACUGUUCUUCUCCCUUGCGAGGAAUCACCGACUGCUCCUUUUCCCCCCUCAGCUCCAGUAUUCCUGUAUGAGUCACCCUCAUCUGGAUAUGCAUCAUAUCCGUAUCCCACACCUCUCACUGAAUCAAGCACACCGUUGAACCUACCUUUGGUCUCCACAUCCACGUCAGAUCCUGCCAUGGUAUCCUCGUAUUCUGCGGUGCCACAGCUCCCGGUUUCCCCAGCCGCAGAGGAUACUAUUCCGAUAACAGCAAACUGUGCAGUCAAGAGGGAUAACAGCCAUUUACUGACACUUGAGACUGGCAUGGAUCUCACCCGUCAAGAUUCUUCGCCACGUCUCCAAGAAGGACCUUAUUACAAGCGAAUGUCGCUUCCUGGACAAAACGAGAUGGAACAAAUGGGCUCAUCCAUGAUGGUGAUGAUGGAUAUGACCCCCAUUGUCCCACCGUCCACAGUCACCCCCGUCUCGGCACUUCAAACUCCUUACGACGUCGCUCCUCUCAAGAAGCCCCAUUUCUGUCCUUGGCCUAACUGUCACAAGACCUUUACCCGCUCCGCACAUCUUGCUCGUCACGUUCGGUCGCACGGCGGUGAAAAGCCCUUUGUUUGUCCGCACGAAGGAUGCGGCAAACAGUUCUCACGCUCCGAUGUCCUGAAGGAGCACACUCGGAUCCACGAUAUCAAUAAGGUCCGGAGACGCAAGUCCCGUAAUUCGAGCGUGAAGGCUAAGACUGGGGCGACUGAGCAGAGGAAAUAUACGAGUAUUGCGGCAGCAGCAAUGGCGUCACAACGGGAUGAGACACAGUUAACAGCGAUCCCACCUCCGCUGAUAAAGAGAACUGCAGAGGAACUGAAAACGACAAAGAGUGAGGUGUUCCCGUUCUUAUUUCAGGCAAAUAGCGGGCAGAUGCUGACAACAGCACAUUCGCAAGCACAGUAUCAUCCGCUUCAGCAACCAGCGCAGCAAUUACCGUACCGGGAUCAGUAUCAACAACAGCAGCAACAACAGCAGCAACAACAGCAGCAACAACAGCAGCAACAACAGCAGCGAUUGCGGUCCUCCAUGCAGCAAGAUUCGUCAUUUUUUGCGUCAAUGAACUCAGAGCCAUCACUUUCUUCGCAGAACAAUAUGGCCGUAUGCGAAGGCGCAUUUGGACAGGGUCGCGCUCAUAUGGACUCUCUCACAUCAGUCACGAGCGAGGGUUCGGCCAUGGGCUACUUGGACAGUCAGCAGCAACAACAGCGGCCGUCGUCUCCGUUUUCAUAUAUGGGUGUGGACAGCAGCUCACCUCUGAAUGUAUCGAACGAUUCGAACACCUUGAGCGGGAUCAAUGGUCAAAGAGGAAUGAUGCCAUUGCAAGUUCCGCCGCCCGCCAGUCCGUAUUCUGUAGCAAACAGGUGCUAUCAGCAGCCAAUGGAACAACAACAGCAAAUGCAGAGAUAUGACCAGCGAGAGAUUCAAAUAUCAAUGGUAGAUGGCUCGAAUUACGCGAUACCACCCAACGCGGCCAGUGGAACCAGAUCGCCGUCGUCGUCAUUUGGACAGGAUGCAGUAGCACAAGGUCUGCUGGUGUCAGCAUUGACGCCGAGUGUGAAUUUGGGUGCGGAGGAAAUGCCCCAGAGCGCAAUGGGCGGAUUUACAGGCAUCUAG